This is a messenger RNA of Enterobius vermicularis (human pinworm), 3084 nucleotides long. Lineage: Eukaryota; Metazoa; Nematoda; Chromadorea; Rhabditida; Oxyuridae. The record is from the annotation of a GenBank genome assembly.
AUGUCGGAGGACCAAGAAAAUCUCUUAGGUUCAGCUCCUCCGUUUUUGCGGGCUAGUAGUGUUCCAGCACAUCGCCGUCCGAUAACCGUUUCAAAUAAAAAUUCCGGUACAGCGGGGUCAGUGAACGAUGAGACUUUUCAGAAGGCCUUCUUGGAAGUGCCGAAGUGUAAUGUAUUUUCCGCGAAAGAGUUAAAAGAGAAGUUAGACGGUGCCUGCAACACUUUACAGAAUGCCAAUUUAGAUUGGGAUAAGAGAGUGAAUGCAUUGAAGCUAUUGCGGGGUUUAUUGAUUGGCGGCGGUUUAGACUUCACAGAUUUCACAGCAGAGCUAAGAGAUAUGGAAGGCGCUUUCUUGACAUCGAUAAAAGAUUUAAGGUCCCAAGUUUGUCGUGAAGGAUGCGUUACCUUAGCGUACGUUUCUCUUGACAAUGUUAUAAAACGUCAUUUCAGUUUUUAUUGCGAAAGGUUAGAGAUGAAAAUGGCGGUAAUAAUUGAAGCUUUGAUGCCUACACUUAUUAAUCUUCUUCAGAAUAGUGCAAAGGUAAUGGCCACUAGUGCACAGGUGGCUUUACAAUAUGUUGUCAAACAUGUCCGUAGUCCUAAGUUAUUGCCUCAUUUGAAAACAGCUAUGGCUUCAAAAUCAAAAGAUAUUAGAAGGAACGCUGCUGCUCUUAUUUUAAUGGCACUAACUCUCUGGGACAGUCGCAUAAUAGAAAAAAAUAUGCCAGUUUUUAUGGAUUGUGUUAAGGCUGGAGUCAAUGACGCUGACCCGGAAACGCGCAGCAUAGGAAGAAACAUGUUCAGCCAUUUGGAUCAGGAGUACCACCGUCAUGCAGAGAUUCUUUUUAAGUCUUUGGAUCCUUCUAAACAGCGCUCUUUAUCCGGUUUCGUGUCUCAGUCCUCCUCUUCCCAGUCAAUUGUGUCAGAAAAGGAUUCUUUACCAUUAACGCAGAAGAGUUCGAACUAUUCCCUUCAUAAAAGUACAGCAUUUCAUUUUACGGGUCGAUCAACUUCCGAUAUUGAUACGGGUUCAGCCCGACGUGCUUAUUCGCAGCUAACUCGUGGUGCUGCAAAGUGGCGACCUAUGCCUCAAAUUAAUGGCAGUCCCAUGUCGAGUAGUCGUAGUAGUGGGACACCGCACCGCUUUGCGACGCCUUCCUCGACUUUGAGGAAACCUGCAUUACCUCGCACUCCCCCGAACAAUGUUGCUAGAUCUCAACCUGGUAGUCGUAGCACGUCACCAUCUCAGCGAGCUCUGUCUCGGAAUCGACCAUCUGUACCUUGUAUGACACGAAACCGAAACCACGUUGACGAUUUAGAAGACAUAGCCGCUGCUGGAGAUUCAUUCAAGUUUGAAGUUGCGGAGUUAAAUAAUGCUUUGGCUUGCUGUGCUGUAUCAUCUACAUCCGAGAGGAAGGAGGGUUUGAAAGCUCUUUACACUAUUGUUUCUAGCGAAAAAUAUAUUGAUCCUUUGGAUCUCAAAAAGAUCACGGAACGCUUGAACUCCUUGAUAAGUGAGGGGUCACACAAGCUUCUACAAGCAGUAUCUGACUUGCUGAUAAAACUAGUGCAGCUUUAUCAUGAUGAACUCAAUGAUUGGCUUAAUUUGCUUAUACCGAGGCUGCUAACGAAACAUGCCAAUGAUGUUCUUGCCAGUAACCAAGAUAGGUACCGGGUAAUGCUUGAUACUGUGCGACAAUGCUUUGACCCAGAGCAGCAGCUUCAUGCUGUGUUUAGGUUUAUUCAAGAUCCUGUGCGUAACAAUGUGAAUUUAAAGAUUAAGCAUGGACUGCUGAAAUAUUUGCAUGAAGUUAUGGGCGGUGUGGACAGGGCAUUGUCUUUUAAGAAUAGUGAAGUUCGCAGUGCGAUAUUAAAAAUAUUUCAGUGGUUAGACGACCCUAAAAACGCUAUCCUAAGAGAUAUCAGUGAAAAGGUGCUGUGUGACAUGUUUUCUGUAAAUGCAAGUGAUUUUACGGCAAUGAUGGCAACUUUUGAUAAUGAUUUAAGAAGUCAAUUACAAGAAAUAAUACAGAGGAACAGUCUUGCGAAACCGAAAACAAAUGGCUUCAGUUCAAACGACACUCAUGCCUUGAUACACGACACCGCAAAUCAGAUUAAUGAUUUUGUUGAAUUGUGUAAGCUGCCUAAUUCUCCGAUGCGAAUCGAGAGUUCUGCCCCACGUAAUUCUUUUGACAAUGGUCUUAUGCGCAGGCAGAGCCGUGAAGAUCCUAGCUGUAGUUUGUCUGGUUACAUUCUUGACCCAGAUCGUUUAGUAAGUGAUGAAGAGCUACAGAAAGAACUCAUAACAAAAAUAGGUGAAGAGCUUUCACAUAGCAAUGAAAGAACUGCCGAGCGUUUACAAGCAAUGAAUGUACUCUCACAAAUUACGCGAGACAGCCUGUUCACUUUGUGGGACAAAUAUUUCAAGAAAAUUUUGUUGCUUUUGGUUGAAAACUUAAAUGAUUCAGACGCUAGUAUUCGUCGUACUGCUUUGAAGCUUUUGAAAGAGAUUUGUUAUUCACAAGCUCCUCGUUUCAAUUAUUAUGCCGAGAUGGUGUUUAUGCGUGUACUUGAUGCUACUGCUGACGAGUCCAAAUUUGUGGUAUCAGCGGCAGAAGAAUGUGGAAGUGUUCUUGCCACUCACGUUUCGUCUGUAAUAUGUCGUAAAGUGUUGUUAGCAGUUAUAAAAAGCAGCAAUACGGCCGAAUCAAAAAUUUACAUGGCUAUAAAAAUGUUGACGAAAGUUCUCGAAUCUCUUAGUCCAGAGGAAUUAAUAGAUAUUCUUGAUGAAGUCGCGCCACCCAUUGUUGAAGCUUACAAUUACGAAAGCAGUUCCAUACGGAAAGAGAGCGUUGGAUGUUUGGUGAAAAUGCAUAAAAUUGUCGGUAAAGAAGCUAUGCAACCUUACAUUUCAACUCUGAAUCGGGGAAAGAUCUAUCAUUUGUCUCGCGGCUCUCUGAAGAGUUCAAAAACUCAAACUUACUGUGCUUUCAGCGGGCGUUAUUGGAUGUCUACCUUAACCGAACAAGGGGCCCAAGUCCAGUUUCCUGAGCUCUUCACUCUUUGGGCUGCUGUUGUUUUAUAG